AUGAGUACACCUCACACCCACAUCCUCCCCAACACCCACCUCUUCCUCCGCCUUCCCUCUGACCUCCUCAAACUGAUCGAGAUCAAACCUAAUACGAUCAUCGACGUGGGCAAACUCGGCUCUUUUCCCUCUAAUCUCCUACUCGGUCGUCCUUACUACUUCACUUUCGAAAUACUUGACAAGGUCAACAAUGAAGCAUAUUCACGAUUGAGGGUAGUAACCCCCAGCGAGCUGAACGCGGAGGUGGUGACGGAGGAUGCUACGCCCUCGGAAAGUCGAGGAGAUCCUGGGACGCCGGUGGGGGAGGCAUAUGACCUGGUCGGCGAAGAUGGCACGGUGAUUAUGAAGAACAACCGCCUCACAAUCGACGACGCGAGUCGGCAGGCGCUGUCGCAGCAGGAGAUUGAGGAGCUGAAGAAAUCAGCAGGCGGGAAAGAGAUUAUUCAGAAGAUUCUGGCUGGACAUGCUGCGCUUGACGAGAAGACUGUGUUCGCGAAAGCAAAGUACACACUGCGGAAGACGAAGAAGUAUCUGAAGCGAUUUACUGUGCUGCCGAUGGAUUUGGGGAAUCUGAUUGACUAUGUUAUAGUCAAGGAGGCGCCGCGGAUUAUGGAGUUGAGGGAGGAGGGUUUGGGGUUGAUGAUGGCUUGGGGUCAUGCGCAUUAUAGUGGGACUGAUGGGAUGGAGGAGAAGACCGCUGAGCAGGCUGUUGGUGGGGGCAGAUGGCUAGUGGUUGAUGAUACUGGUGGAUUGGUGGUUGCUGCGCUUGCUGAGAGGAUGGAUCUUCUGUUCAAGCAUGAGAGACAGCAGGAUAACGCGGCGCAGGGCAAUGGAGUUACUGCGACGUUGAAUGGCGCCAAUGGAAUUUCACAUCACCAAGGAGACGAACCAGACGCAGAAAAGCGUGAGCAGCGUACCGACGACAACCAAGAAGUCUCGGACACACCAGUCAAACCCACUUCACACCUCGACUUCCCAAUACCUGCACGAACAAAUACCGUCACACUGCUGCAUCCCGCUGUACAGCCAAACGUCUCACUCCUCAAGUACUUCGGCUACGACACCAACCAACCCGAUCCACUAAAUCCACUACAUACGCACCUCAAACCUCUCUCCUGGCUCCAACUGCUCCAUCCCGAAGACGACGUGACCUAUCGCGAACCAGAGCGAGAACCCGACAACGUCCUCCGCAACUGGAAGAGCGGCAAGCGCGGCACCUACUGGAAGAAGCGGCGAAGGUGGGAGAGAUGCAAAGCUAUCGUCGACGAAACGAGACAAGGCGGCUUCGACGGCCUCGUCAUUGCCUCAAACAUGGAUCCCGCGUCCGUUCUACCUCACACCGUCCCACUCGUCCGCGGCGGCGGUCACAUCGUCAUCUACUGCCCGGCUCCAGAACCGCUGGUCAACGUCAUGGACCUCUACUCCAAGGAGAGGAGGACGGCGUAUAUCACACAUCUUUCCAAAGGCGAGACCCCGGAUCCUGUGGAUUUCCCUGUCGAUCCUAGGCUGUUGCUUGCGCCGACUAUGCAGACGAGCAGGGUGAGGGAGUGGCAGGUUUUGCCUGGACGAACGCAUCCGAUGAUGACGAGUAGGGGCGGUCCAGAGGGGUACAUUUUCACUGCGAGGAGAGUUGUGCCGUUGGAGGGUGGGGUGCAGGCGAAGGGGAAUUUUGGGGGGAGGAAGAGGAAGGCGGCGGAGGCUGCGGGCAUGGAAGGCGAUCAGGUGGCUGUUGUAGCUGGUGCAGAGGAAGGCUGA
Molecule: messenger RNA, 1755 nt
Organism: Saxophila tyrrhenica
Lineage: Eukaryota; Fungi; Ascomycota; Dothideomycetes; Mycosphaerellales; Extremaceae
Gene: TRM6
Product: tRNA (adenine(58)-N(1))-methyltransferase non-catalytic subunit trm6
Exons: 2
Coding region: 1-1755 (584 amino acids)
Biological process (GO): tRNA methylation
Cellular component (GO): tRNA (m1A) methyltransferase complex; nucleus
Source: RefSeq, a predicted model, not a curated record